AUGAACGCCAUGAUUAGCAAUUGGAAGAUCGCCUCGGUCUGCGGCCUCAUUCUGUCUCAGGCGUGCGCUGCGUCCCCAUCAGUGGCGCGUGAUGUCUCUGCUGUGAACAAUGGCCCGAAUUGUCAACAGGCGUGUGACGUCUUGGCCGCCGGCUUCCCCGGCAGACUUCACUACGAGGCCUCCGACAGCAACUUCACCAUUUGGGAUCAGAAGCAGCUCGAGACGGCUUACGUCUGCCGCGUCCAGCCCACUUCAACCGACGAGGUCUCUAAGAUUCUCAAGGUACUCGUGGACAGCUGGUGCAAGUUUGCGGUGAAGUGUGGUGGCCAUUCCCGGAACCCCGACGACUCGGUCUCGACGGCUGGAGUCACCAUCGAUCUCGACUUGAUGAGCACCAUCACUGUAUCAGACGACAGGAAGACAGCAAGCAUCGGCGGUGGGUCUGUCACCCGGCAGAUAUACGCUGCUCUUGACCCGUACGGCCUGACCAAUGUCGGUGGACGAGUCGGCCAGGUCGGUGCGGGCGGCUUCACCCUGGGCGGCGGUACGUCGGCCCUUUCGGCGAAGUACGGAUGGGCUUUGGAUCACGUGUUGGAGUACGAGGUUGUGCUGGCCAACGCUAGCGUGGUAAAGGUGUCAGAAAGCUCCCACCCCGAGUUGUACUUCGCGCUGCGAGGUGGAGGCAACAAUUUCGGCAUCGUCACAUCGUUCAUUGUCGACGUCUACGAGCAGGAUCCCGUGUACACUGGAGCGCGCACCUUUCCCGAAAGCCAGAUCGUCCCGCUGUUGGAGGAGGUCGAAAAGAUCUUCACGGUUGAAGACGAGCAAGAUACCAAUGUCGGACUUGAAUACCGCUACACUUUCUCCCCCCAGAACGGCUGGACUGUAUCGACCACGCAGCGAUAUGCAGAGCCCGUCAUGAAUCCCCCCGUAUUCGACGCCCUCAACAGCAUCCCGGCCGUGGGCAACCUCACGGGGGGCAUCAACACCCUGGCGAGCAGCACCAGCGCUGUCGGCCAGCUGGGAGUUACAAGGAACCUCUUCACCUCUUUGACCCACUACCCGUCUUUGGAGUUGAGCCAGCAAGGCCUUGCUAUCAUGAAGAACCUCACCGAGACCAGAAACUUAACCAGCCUCAACCCCCAGCUCAUCACGUACUCUAUCCCUGCGGCGAUGAUGAGGAACUCAAAGGCUAGAGGCGGCAACGCUCUCGGUCUGGAAGAUGUCUCGGGACAUCUCAUAAUCAACCUUUUUGCUCUGAGCUGGACCGACAGAACAUUGGACAAUGCAGCAAGCAUGCUUGCGGAGACCUUUAUCACCGACUUCCGGGCGGCGGCAGAGAAGCUCGACGCGUUCCACCCCUUCAUUUACAUCAACUACGCCAACAAGGGUCAAGAUGUUUUUGGCGGAUAUGGGCAGAACAACCGGGACCGUUUGAUGGAGAUCUCGAAGGCAGUGGACCCCAAGGGUGUCUUCGCCUCCUCCGGUCUCUGGACUGGAUUUUUCAAGGUCCGCUAA
Molecule: messenger RNA, 1518 nt
Organism: Colletotrichum chrysophilum
Lineage: Eukaryota; Fungi; Ascomycota; Sordariomycetes; Glomerellales; Glomerellaceae
Exons: 5
Coding region: 1-1518 (505 amino acids)
Molecular function (GO): FAD binding
Source: RefSeq, a predicted model, not a curated record